CCCGUGUGGUAGUUGUGUUGCCUGGAAGCGGUGGUGUUGUUUGGAAGCUGUGGUGCCUGCUGAGAGAGAGUGAGGUUCUUUGUGCAGGAAGCUUCCAUGUAGAGAUCUUUGUACAGUGGAAUCUGGCUGUGAGGCUUCCCUUCCCAUCAUGCCUUCAUUCUCCUUAUCAUCCAUCCAUAUGUGACUCCACAGCCCUCCACAUAGGUCUCUAUGCACAAUGAAAAUGAAAACAUCAGUGAAACUGUUGUCAUUCAAGGAUGUGUCCAUUAACUUCUCUCCAGAGGAGAGGGAAUACCUGAGUCCUGCUCAGUGUACUUUGUAUAGGGAUGUGAUGUUGGAGAACUACAGAAACCUGGUCUCCCUGGGUCUUGCUAUCUCGCAGCCAUACCUUAUCACAUUUCUGGAGGAGUGGGAAGAGCCUUGGAAUCUGAAGAGACAAGAGGCAGGAGCAGUAUAUCCAGCUGUGUCUUCUCAGUGCACAGAGCCAAGCAAAAAGCAUUCAUUACAAAAAGUAAUAAAAGGAAGACAUGGAAAGCACGGACUUAGCAAUUUAAAUUUAAGGAAAGCUUUGGACAAUGUGGUUGAAUGUACUAGUCAGAAAGUCUGUCACAAUAGACAUAACCAGUGUGUGAUAGCUGCCCACAACAAGAAAACGUCCAUUGCUGUCAGAGACCAAGAACAUCUGUCCUCUCAGAAAAUAACUAAUCAUUGUAAUGAAAUUCACAAAGAUUUUAAACAUGCCUUAAAUCCUAGUAAACAUCAUUAUACUCUUUUUCCAAAGAACUUUUACAAAUGCAUCAAAUGCGGGAAAGGCUUUCAUCAAUGUUCAAAACUUACUAUCUAUCAAAGCAUCCACAGUCAAGACAAACCUUAUACAUGUAAUGUAUGUGGACAAGCUUUUAUUGACAACUCAACCUUUUAUCAACUUCAGAGGGCUCCUCCAGGAGAUAGACCCCACAAAUGCAAAGAAUGUGGCAAAGACUUUAACAGCUGCUCAGCCCUUAUUCAACACCAGAGAAUUCAUACUGGAGAGAAACCUGGCAGGUGUAAAGAAUGUGGUAACACUUGUAACUAUUCAUACCUCUGUCAACAUCAGAGAAUUCAUACUGGUGAGAAGCCCUGCAAAUGCAAAGUAUGUGGCAAAGUUUUUAACUGUUCUUCCUACUUUAAUCAACAUCAAAAUAGUCCUACUGGAGAAAAACCCUAUAAUUGUAAAGAGUGUGGCAAAACAUUUAGUAAAAAGGCCUUCCUUAGUCAACAUCAGAGGAUUCAUAGUGUUGAGAAACCCUACAAAUGCAAAGAAUGUGGCAAGGCCUUUAACUGUUCUUCAUACCUCACUCAACACCACAGAAUUCACACUGGAGAGAAGCCCUAUAUAUGUAGAGAAUGUGGCAAAGCCUUCAGCUGUUCUUCUCACCUUAAUAAGCAUCAGAGAAUUCACACUGGAGAGAAGCCCUAUAUUUGUAACGAAUGUGGCAAAGCAUUCAAUCAAAGUUCAAUCCUUACUCAACAUCAGAAAAUUCAUACUGGUGAGAAACCCUACAAAUGCAAGGAAUGUGGCAAAUCCUUCAACCAUUCUUCAUACCGAAAUCAACACCAGCGAAUUCACACUGGAGAGAAACCCUAUCGAUGUAAAGAAUGUGGCAAAGCCUUUAACUGUUCUUCACACCUUAGUCAACAUCAACGAAUCCAUACUGGAGAGAAGCCAUACAAAUGUAAUGAAUGUGGCAAAGCUUUCAUCUGUUCCUCACACCUUAAUCAACAUCAGAGAAUUCACACUGGAGAGAAGCCGUACACAUGCAAAGAAUGUGACAAAGCCUUUAAUUGUUCCUCCCACCUUAACCAACACCGACGAAUUCACACUAGAGAGAAGCCCUACAAAUGCAAAGAAUGUGGCAAAGCCUUUAAAUGCUCUUCAUAUCUCAAUCAGCACCAGAGAAUUCACACUGGAGAGAAACCUAAAGGUAAAUAAGGUAAUAGAACAUUUACUCAAAGUUUAAUCCUUAACUUCACAGGAUUCAUACUGGUGAGAAAUAAGGACAAGUAAUUUGCAAAGCCUUUUAACUGUUCUUCAUACCAUAAUCAACAUCAGAUAAUCCAUACUAGGAAGAUUUCCUACAAAUACAAUGAUUGUGGCAAAAGCCUUAAUAAGCCUGGUUCAACACUAGAAAAUUCAAACUGGAGAAACACUGUUAUAGAUACAUAGAAUGUGACAUAACUUCUCACAUUUGCUUAGACCUUUCUUGUUCAACACCAAAGAAUUUGUAUUGGAGAGACCUUCAAAUGCCAAGAAUGUAGCAAAUCCUUUUCCCCUUUAAUAAAUCUCAUUCCUAUUCAACAUCAUAAAAUUCACACUGGAUGGAAACGUCAUUCAUGUGGUGGCUUAAAGGAACUUUGUCCAACGUAUAUGCACCUCCGAAGAAGAAAAUAGUCAUACAUACUGGGAAACACAUUCCAAGUAUAGAGUACGGCGAAGCCUUUGAUCAUAUCUUUAUGUAUGGAACUGGGGUUUAAACUUUGGGCCUUGCUCCUGCUACAUGGGUGCACUACUAGCAGUGCUUCAUGUUCCUUUUGCUCUUAUCAUUUUUCAUAUAAGGUCUCACAUUUACAUGUUGCCAGUUGGGAUCUCAGUCUGCCUAUUUCCACUUCCUACAUAGCUGGGACGAGAGAUGAGUGUUACCAUGUUGUAAGUUCUGCCCUGGGGAGGCAGGGCAGACUCCACCCUCCUCUUGGCUAAGUCUUCACCUAGUACUUGUGUCACCUAGGUAACUGGCACACCUGGAGGCAGUCACCCCCUCUCCCAAGGUCACAUCCCGGGCCACCCCCAUCACACCUCCUGUUGGACUGGGGAGGUCCCAGGCCUUGAGGUCACAUCUGCAUCCAGUGUGACCACACCUUCCCUCACCAGGUCACCCCCUUCUCCCUGCCCCUUCCUUACUUAAACUCAGGUGGAACAUUGGCCUGUUCCUUUGACCAUGUGCUUCUCCACCAUGCACAGCGGGGGGCAGCAGUUGAGUAAAGAAUAAAUUUCUCUUCCUGCCUAAA
Messenger RNA from Dipodomys ordii (Ord's kangaroo rat), 3045 nucleotides. Its product is annotated as zinc finger protein 883-like. Gene Ontology annotation, biological process: regulation of cytokine production; negative regulation of transcription by RNA polymerase II; regulation of immune system process. Bases 218 to 1972 code for a protein of 584 amino acids. Gene Ontology annotation, molecular function: RNA polymerase II cis-regulatory region sequence-specific DNA binding; DNA-binding transcription factor activity, RNA polymerase II-specific. The transcript is spliced from 5 exons. The record is from RefSeq and is a predicted model, not a curated record. NCBI's taxonomy places the organism in Eukaryota, Metazoa, Chordata, Mammalia, Rodentia, Heteromyidae.